AUAACUGAAGAUUGAAACCAGCGGAUUUUGAAGGCUGCGUCACUGUGUUUGUCGCAUUUCAGUGUGUGCACCACUCCUCUGUUUUGUCACUGUGUUGAUGAGUCUCGAUAUCAUCACCCUACUUAAUUCUGCAGCAUGUGAUGAUCCGAAUGUAAUGGUACCUGCAAGUCAGCAUCUUACUUCGGUGACUCAAUCAGGAGAGAAUUGUGAUAAUAUAUGUUCGGCCAUAGCAUCGUGUGUUUUCUCUAACAAUGGUAGUUUAUCUGCUGAUGGACGUUUUUUGGGACUUAUCUACCUCAAGAAUAUGGUGUUUGAUUGCAAAAAUAGGCAUAGUGUUGAUCUUAAUGUCAAAAAGAAAGUUGAGAUGUUAUUUUUUGAAUAUAUAUCACGGGGUACGGAAAAUAGCUUUACCAAUCUAGUUGAGAAUAUUCCACGGAUCAGUGGACUUGUCGCUGAGUUUACUGCAAGGUACGUAAAAAACGAGUGGCUCAAGAAUGAUUGGUCCGACUCUCUGUGGGAUAAUCUUUUGUGUUGGCACGCAUGGUCUUCCUUGCGGUCUGGACUGAAGGCAGCAGCUAGUUUCAGGUUGCCUACACGGCGCCGCGCUUUUAAUGCCACGGUCACGAAGUUAUUACCAAGUGUUAUAAAUUGCUUUAAAAGUGCGUCUACGAAUCUAGAGGUGAAUAUUGAUCCGUGUAUAAGACUUUCGAAGUUACUUUAUUCGUGUUUUAACUUAGUUGGUAAAAUUGACGCAGCUCUGGUCGAUAAAACAAAGAUCUAUGAAGAUGCUUUUGCGGUUGCCCUUUUGGCUUUGGAAUUAGCAUUUCAAAGUAUGCUGGACGCUGAAAAGUCCCCCCUGAUGUUUGUGUUUCGCCGGCGUGUAUCAAAGUUAUUGUUUGCUUUGUUUUUAUCCUGUCCUUCGGAAACCAGAGAUUGCGUUAUUGAACAUAUAUUAGAUCGUAUUUUGAUCAUUGUUUCCUAUUCUGGUGAUGUACAAUCGAAUUACAAGGAUGCAUGUGCAGUGAAGUGGCUUUUGGGAAUUACUUACAGCGUACUUUGUUGCAAGUCGCCGAAAUACGGAGGUCAGGUCGAUCUCACUGAACAUGGGAAGCGUAAGCUAGCACUGUGGAUGUCUCAGCCUUAUAAGUUACCCAGUGGACAAAUCAGCAACAAAUGGACGUACUUCAUGAUGUCACUUUUUGAACAUUGGUUUAUACUUACUCCAAACGAGUUACAGUUUUUCACAAGUGAUCCAGAGGGUUGUUUAUCGUCGGGUGGGAUUUCCAGUAUCAGUGUAGGACAUGACGCUAAAGCUAAUUCAGUCUAUGCUGAUUUAAAUUCUAUUUGGAAUGUAGAUAAUCAAGCAAGUGAAUUGUGUGUAUGUAACAUUGAAACAAUAAUGGGUAUCUCUGAUAGUUCCCAGCACAUGCUAACACCUCAGCCUUGUCGUCAAUUAACAGAACUCAUCUUUACAAUAUUCUGCCGAUUAUAUGAGGAGGCGGACCCAGUGUUAUAUGAGAUAGUUCAGUCAGUUAAUCCUGGAACAAAUAAACCAUAUAUCUUCGAAGCUAUUAUGAGAUUUGUACAACUGUGUUUACCAUAUUUUGGAACAAAAGCAAAUUGGAUUACUUUAGCGGAACAGCUUAUAGCUGAUGGCUUGGCUGUAGGAAAUUCCAUACAAGAUCGCAUAGGGUCACAACCUAUGGAAAAUGAAAUUACUUCUGUUACGAUUCUAACUCGAACUCUAUCUCUUUUAUCGCGUUACAGUGUACAGUGUAUCGCACCAGGAGAUGUGGAGUUUUCAUCACUGAAACCUAACUGUAAUGAUGCUCUUUCACACAUCAAUCGAUUUUUGAAUCGUCCAUCUAAUUGGGAUCAGAAUGUUUUCCAAAAACAAUUAAUGAUGUGCAUCAGACUAGCAGCUGCAUACAGUCUUACAUGGCUUCUGGAAGUAUCAGUAUUUCCUGAGGAUGUUUUGGUGUUACAUGCUGAAAAUGUACUAAAUGGUACUCUUUUUCUAAUCCAGGAUGUUAAAGAAUGUGAAACACAAAUCUAUAUGCUAACUUUAUUAGGAAAAUUAAUUCAUAAAAUUGAUUUAAUCGCUUAUCCUCAAUUCAUUACUCCAAUUCUAAACACUUUGAAUCAUUUAUGGAGUUUUGGUGGUCUAACUGCUGCACUACGAGCUAGUAUUCUAAACACUGUCUGUCUUCUAAUUACUGAAUUUAAUGAAUUCAAUGAAUGUUCUUCACUUCUCCCUGAGUUCAAUACAUUAAUACACAGUUCUGUAAUUAAUUUAAUUCAAAUAUCAUUAUAUCAAGCAGAAGAAAAUCAAAUAAAUGGUUCAGAAGCUUUAUUUGAACCAGCUGUUCGUUUAUGGGCAAGUUUAGUUGAAGGUCUUAAUUCAGCAUGGUCACCAGAUUUAAUUAAUUUAAUGCCUAUAUUAGUUGGAGAUAGCGUACAUUUAAUACAAGCUGGUGGAGACCUGUCAGUUGGUACUUCGUUGAAACGACCAUUACUAGGUCGCGUGGAUUCGGGUGAACAGGCUGAUCUAGUUUUCCGUAUUGCUUAUGGUACUUUGAGGCUAGCUCACAAGGCUGGUAAUGAUAUUUUGCACAACUUUAUAUGCCAGUGGUCCGAACCCUUUUGGAUAUCUAUGUUGGUUGUCAGUUUGAAUUGGAAUAAUUCACUUGGGGAACAAGUGAAUUUAGAGGAUCUUUAUUCUCAAGCUUCUUCAUGCAUUAAUGAUGAAAAUAAAACAGAUGAAGAGUCAAAAUACAGGUUAAAUCAACUUAAACUAUUCAUUAUAUGGUUUACGAUUUAUUUGGACAUCCAAUAUUCCCAACAAAAUUUUACAUCUUUACCGUCGAGUGCAAUUGGUUUAAUUUUUCUAGCUGCUAAAUAUUGCUUGAUUCGUGCUCCUGAAGAUGCACAUUCUGAUGUUACACCAAAAGCUACGGAACUUCGACUAGAACUUCUCUCUCGAUUAGUAUUAUAUCCUAAUAUGUGGAUAUCAUAAUUCAAUCGGUCAGCAAUGUUGUUCUACUUUGGAUGAAUUAAGAAACUUGUUAAUUUCACCAAUUCGUCGGUGGUUAGGACGUGUGGAUUCUUUGCCUAGUUAUAUUGAUCGACGGUGUAUAGCCGUUGCUGCUAUCACUUGUUUUAGACAAGGUAUUCAGUCAUACAAUAUUAAUGAUCAUCAACUACUUGAUGUGAAAUAUUUGGAAGAUUUGGCUGUAAAUGAUAGUUGGCAUGCUCAAUGGCUUGAACCAGUCAUCAAUCUUAUUAUACAGGUUCUUUACGAUGAAGAUGAAGUGUUUACAGAAGAUGAAAAUAUUCAGUUUUAUCAUUUUUAUCCAAUAGGAAUUUCUACAUUGAACAAUUUAAAACAUCGACUUAGAAAUGAACUCAAUUUAUGGCAAGAUCAAGUAGGCUGUCCUACAAUAGCCGAUGCUUUGAUUAAAUGUCAUGUUGAUCCAGCUCUUCGUGUUCAGUUAGAAUGUCAAUUAAAUCAAAGUGAAUAGUAUAAAUAAACAAUAAUUCUUGAAAAAAAUUAUUCUGAAUACUACAAUGUAUAAAUAUUUUAUUUUUAAUUAAAAACUAAUUUAUUCGUUUUGCUGCGCAAUCGAUUUCUGGUUCCCUUUUGGGGUUGUAGAUGUGCACUACUAACUAGUCCAUAUUUAUGAGUAUAAAAUUAUUCAAUACUCCGUUUUUAUCAGUGGGCCAACUUAUGACGUUUAUCAUAUGAUCGAAAUUGUAUUAGAUUAUGUGAUUUUAAUGAAGUCUCCCACUUUUUUUUGAAUAUAAUGUUUAACGAUUGAUAUGGAAGAUGUAAUUGUUACUUCAUCACACUUCUACUAAUCACUACUUGUCUAAAUUUAUAGGUAUCGAAUUCUCUGAUCUUACCACUUCGAAUUUGUUCCUCUUCAUAUAAUUGUUGAAAGCAUACAACCAAUAUUCCCUUGAUGUGGAAAAAAUAUUGAAUUUUAAAAGAAGAUUUUAGGAUGUAGAUCUCGACUCAUGUAUCACAAAAAGGGAUAGAUAUUAACCCUUCAUAUCAGCCAUAUGUUUUUCUUAUUAUCUGAAACUAGAAUCUUUCUUUGUU
Messenger RNA from Schistosoma curassoni, 4102 nucleotides. Lineage: Eukaryota; Metazoa; Platyhelminthes; Trematoda; Strigeidida; Schistosomatidae. The record is from the annotation of a GenBank genome assembly.